AGAGAACAGAGAAUCAGUUUGAAAAAUGUAAUUGCUAAAUGGACAUUGAAUAGUUUUGAAUUUCCCGCGUUUUCUAGGUUUAACAAAUUCUCCGAAAUUUGGACUAGCUUCCUGGUUGUGUUAUCAAUAUAUACCGCGAUGACUUCCUGUGUAUAUUCCUGUGAUAGGUGAGCGACAGAAGUUAGAAGCUGGCGAAAUGUUACCUUCCUAGGGUAUCACGACCUGUACUUGGUCCGGACGGUUACAACUGGACAGGUGUGGACGGAGGGACUAACAGUAGCAGCGACUGUCCUAAAUGGUCAGCGCGAGACACAGAUAAGAGCACCUUACCCUGUAACAAUGGCAGACCUAACUAGUACGACUGUUGCGGUGACGACCUCCAUCCGCACGACCCCCCCCAGCACCAGCACUGUAGAAGAUGGUAACACUACAGCUACGAUCUCAUCGACCACUCAAACAUCGACUGAGCUCAUCAGCAGUACUAAUGCUACAUCGACCACCAUCAGUACCACCCCUGGGGGCGAGGAGCCUAAUCAUGUUGGAGCUAUUGUAGGAGGAGUUGUUGGGGGCAUCCUGAUGCUACUGGUCAUUGCUGCAGUCGUGAUUUUCAUUUUUCGAUGGAAGCGCCGUAAAAGGAAAAAACAAAAUGAAAAAUCGAAUAAUUUACAAGUGCUCCCCCCUUCUGUUUCUGAUUUAGUAAAUAUGGAAACUAUGAAUUAUAAAGAUGAAAGGAAAAGGUCAAAAAAACCAACUCCAGUGGUCGUAUCAAUCACACAAUCAUUCAACGAGCCACAUUAUGAAAAUAAAGAACCCUCGUAUGUAAAGCCUGAACCCCCAACGCGUGAUAUAUACAGUGGGCCUGAUAAUAUUGAGUACUACAUGGGGAAUGACACCACUACUACAAACGAAGAACCCACAGAGAUGUACAGUGACGCAGAUACCCCAAACCUACGUCAAACCAAAAAUUUUCCCAGUGAAGAGGCACCAAAGCCUCCCAAUACUAACUCUGUGUUAGAAACAAGUAAAGAACAGGAACCAAGAGAUUAUGAAAAUGUUCCCAAAAAAAGAACAGAACCACCGAAAGCUGAUCCGACACAAACUAGUGAAGUUGAGGAGGAUGAAGAACAGACUGUGUAUGAAAAUCAGAAGUGAUUUGAUAUAGUAACCCUUUCACCCCUAUGUAACUUGAGUAGACUCUACCAUGCAUUGAUAUGGAUGAGUCCAUUAUGGUCUACAGUGCUGAAAGGAUUAAUCAGUUUGGCUGUAUGUGAUUGUCCAAUUCAGUAUGUUCUUGGUUCAGUUUGGAGAAGAAUGUCUUAUAACCCUUUCACCCCUAGGUAACUUUAAUAGAGUCUUCCAUGCAUUGAUAUGGAUGAGUCCAUUAUGGUCUACAGUGCUGAAAGGAUGAAUCAGUUUGGCUGUAUGUGAUUGUCCAAUUCAGUAUGUUCUUGGUUGAGUUUGGAGAAGAAUGUCUUUUAAUCCCCUAUACAUUUGGUAGUGUGGUAAAUGACAGUUCGGUCCAAUAAAUGUAUCAUACAGUUGGAGUUUACACUCUUCUGUAAUCCCUGUGUGAUAUAAUAAUUUACAGUUAACUAUAAACAUGCUUGUCAUCAUUAAACUAUGUGGUUAUAUAAGUUAUAUGGACAGAGAUCAAAACAAAACAAAAAGGUUUACUGAGUAAUAAUGAUUGAUUAAAACUCAUAUUGAGAUCCUAAAAACAGUAUUUAAUUAUUUUCAUUUCAGAAUAUUUCAUUGUACUGAUUUUAUGUUGCAUUCAAUUUAAGGUUUCAUAUCCUGUCAGGAUAUCAGGAUAAUCCAUUAUUUAAAGUUUGUCCAUAUAAUUGAUUUGCUAAUAAAACAUUUACAGUGCUAUCAAAACCACAGGAACAUGUCGUCUUUAUAUAGACACUGUAUUGUCGAUUUUUAUAUUCAGCUUUAUCGCAUGUGACAUGUUCCUGUAAUCAAAACCUCUCCGUGUGAAAGGUUGGUAUAAUGUAAACCAUGUUUUCACAUGUCUUAUCAUUGACUCAGUAUCUCGAGAUGUACCCAUUAUUUUUGUACCUAAACCCUUUCACCCCUAUGCCUUUUUCGUAGACUCGACCAUGUAUUGAUAUGGAUGAGUCCAUUAUGGUCUACAGUGGUGAAAGGGUAAAUAGACACAUAUCAGUCUGUUCCUUUACAUUCUUUAUUGGAACUUUGCUUUGCCAUUAGUUGUCAGUGAUUAUGAAAUAGAAUACAAGUUAUACAUUAUUAUCUAAUAAGUAUUUUUUUAUUUUUUUUUAUCAAUUUUUCCUGGUUAUCAUAAGGUCCCUUAUGGGUUACAAAUCCCCUGUAUUUACAUGUAAAAAAAAAGUAUUGGUGAUUUAAUUGAUGGUUUAAUGAUAGUCAAAAUUCAUAUAUUUCAACAAACAAUUUAAAAAAGUGAAAAUAUAUGAAUUUUAUAACCCUUAUCGGUGUUCUUAAUUGUAAAUAAUAUAUUUAUUAAUAAAUUAUUAUACAACAUUUGUGUUAAUGUAUGGUUUUACUGAAGCAAGUCCAUUUGUUAUUUCCUUUUUGCUAUUUUGUAUCAAUACGUGAAAUUUGGCAAAUUCACAUUAUCAAAUUACCAUUCUAUAUAUAAAAUUGUGGUAAGCUAAUGUCAGUUUUACAGAAAGUAGUAGGCAAAUUAAGAGUUUUGUUUAGGUAUGGCAUGCAUGUAUUCCAUUUUUUUUAUGACAUUUGGAUAAAAUCAAGUUUCUGUUAAAAUGAUGCACAUAGUCCUAUUAACCUGGCAUUUUUUGACAAAAACUGUUCCACUGUGUAACACAUUCCAGUAGUUUGGUCUCAAAAAACAUGCAAACUGAUUUUGAAAUUUUACUUAUUGAAUGAGGAAAGAGAUUCUUAGCAUGACAACGUUUCAGCUCAUUCUGCUAUCAUAUCUUGGCAGAUCCCUGGAAAGAGGACGAUUGUAUUUUUAAGACAAGUUAACAUUAUUUACAAUGAUAGGAAAGAUGUUUCUGGUAGACCAGGGUUAGUUAUUGCUGCAUUAUAACAGGUUUCAAGUAGCAAUAAUGUACAAAUAGAACUUGACUUGUAGAUAAUUUUUGAAUAUUCAUCAUGGACUAACUGUACUGAAAAUCCAAUAAAAAAAAGGUUGAAUCUAA
Molecule: messenger RNA, 3143 nt
Organism: Mizuhopecten yessoensis (Yesso scallop)
Lineage: Eukaryota; Metazoa; Mollusca; Bivalvia; Pectinida; Pectinidae
Exons: 4
Coding region: 340-1152 (270 amino acids)
Source: RefSeq, a predicted model, not a curated record